Molecule: messenger RNA, 2392 nt
Organism: Cuscuta europaea
Lineage: Eukaryota; Viridiplantae; Streptophyta; Magnoliopsida; Solanales; Convolvulaceae
Source: the annotation of a GenBank genome assembly
GAAUAUUCUAUGUGCUUCUAUUUUGGCAAAUUGGGAAACUAGUUGGAUACCAUACCCAUUAGUCAACGGGAGUUGUUCAAGAAGCUUCCAUGGGGAAAUCUUGCUAACACUCCAGACCUCCAAUUUUCUAGCCAGAUUGUUCACAUGUUGUUGUUGCGGCUGGUUCGGCAACAACCCGUGGAUGAACUAUGGUUAUCCAUAAGAGGGAAGAGUUAUAAGUUCAUUUUUAAAGAUUUUUGUAAAAUUACCAAACUGCCUGCAUACAUCACCCGACCCACAUUUGUUAAAAAGAAUGCGAAAAGUGGUGUGGCAGGUUUGUUCUUUAAAGGAAACAAGUGUGUGCCAUACCAAGAGUUGAAGGAAACAAUGGAGGACAUCAAACCGAAGAAGAGGAUGGACCCCUUACCAAUGGUGAAGUUGGCUUCACUUUUCGUGGUUGAUGGUGUAUUGCUGAUUAGGGACCACUCAACGAAGAUUAAUCCUGACCAUUUCUCUUGGUUCGAAGACUUUGAGAACUUCCAAAAAUAUCCUUGGGCACUUGAAUCGUAUAACCUUAUGGUCACCAAUAUGAAGUUGUUGAUGCAUGGUCAACCAGACAAGUUUGAGGCUGCGAAAGCUAAGAAUCCCGAUUAUAAGAAUGCAAAGUUCUCUGUUUGGUCCUGACCUCACGUCUUGCAGGAUGAUGAGAGUGACAAUGAGGGCCAGAGUAAGGGUGAGGAUGAUGCAGAAGAAGAUGACGCAGAAGAAGAUUAUGGAGAAGAAGAUGAGGAUGUGAAACUCUUCCGGAAACUGAAGCUUAUGCAACAACUUCAAAUGUUAGGGAUGACAUUAAACGACUUAGGACAAAUGUUACAGGUGUUGAGGCCACACUUGGUGAGGUGAAAGACAUGUUAUCCAAGCUGGUGGGGGUGAGUGUGCAUGGCAAACCAGAAGUGCCUACUACAGAGAAGGCUGGACAAGAGGAUGAAGUUCAAAGUGUAGAGGCUAAUGUGAAGCAUGAUUCUGUUGAAGAUAAUCAGGGAAGUGAGCAUGGCAUGCCGGAAGUGGCGACUGCAAAUAUGCUGGACAAGAGGGUGAAGUUCAAAGUGUAGAGGGUAAUGUGAAGCAUGAUUCUGUUGAAGAUGACCAGGGAAGUGAACAUUGCAUGGCGGUAGUCCCCACAGCCGAAAAGGAGGAGGAUGUUGAAGAUGUUGAGGGCAGUGUGAAGGAGGAGGAUGUUGAACAGCCUAUGUCCAACAACAACACUAUUGAAGAAGGUCAAACACAUGACGAUGGUGUAGUUGUUCACUCAUGUCCUAAAUCAACGCUCAUAAUCCAUAUUUUGGAAGAAGAUGAUGUAUGUCUGCAUGAAGAACUAAGUCCCAGGGCUGUUUGAAAUUGUGGAAUGAGAAUAUCUUCUUCAAGAUGAUGCUGAACUAACCAAACCACAAUCUGCCCGAGAGGAAAUUAAAAAAAGGAAGAGGUUUGUGUCAAAGUAUCAUAGUAGUCCAUUUAUGGAUCCAUGUGCUAAGCGAAAAAAGACAUGUAAACAUGGAAUCGGGACAGAAGUUGAGGAGGAAGAUAAAGUCUUCAAUGAGCUCAAGAGUUGGGUAGAAGCCCCUGUCGGUGGCAAAUCAGUGUGUUUAAUGUUGGACAUUCCAGGUUGUGACAGUGUUGAUAGAUAGUUCUUCCGCUAGAUGAUAGACCAUGAGGAAUGGCUAAGCAGUGUGCACAUUGAUGCCCUGACCAACAUUAUGAAGAGUCAGGCCAUUUCAUGUCAACAGUCUGAAUUAGUAAGCCUGUAUUUUGCGGCAUAGGAGGCAAAGUAUUAGCUCUAUUCAAAAUGAAGAGGGUGUUAUGGUUUCAUCUUUACCUGAUAUUGGGAAGGCUGCCAUUGACUUUUACACCAAGCUUUAUUUUGUUUCACAACCUACUGCUGAAGAUAUUUUUCAUUUCAUUCCAAGCGUUGUUACUGCCGAAGACAAUCAACAAUUAAUGGAAUAACCCCAAGAGGAGGAAGUUAAAAAGGUUGUGUGGAUUCUUAAUCCAAAUGGGGUUGUUGGGCCUGAUGGAUUUAAUGGUAAGUUUUUUAAAAAAUGUUGGCAUAUUGUUGGUGUUGAUCUAGUGAAAGCUGUGCAAGAAUUCUUUCUACGCAUCUAUAUUCCUAAAGGGUUAUCUAGCAGUUUGAUUGUGUUAAUUCCUAAGGUUAAUAACCCAUCUUCCUUUGCUGAUUUUAGACCCAUUUGCCUCUCUAAUUUUGUGAGCAAGGAUCCAAAUUCCGAAAUAAUAAUAUUGUCUUACGUUGCCUAAAUUCAUCUGCUCUCGUAGAUUAGCUCUCGUAGUUGGAUUAAACUCCAUCAGUGAACAAUGACUACUAAACGUUAAAAAAUUAUUUUCAACUGCAAAAUAAAAA